AUGAGUCACAACAGACUAUAUGGAGAGCUGUCACCAAAUUGGGGGAAAUGUGGGAAUUUAUCAGUGCUAAAGAUUUCUGGAAAUAAUAUUAGUGGGAAGAUACCACCUGAGAUUGGUCAGUUAACUCAACUUGGAGUACUUGACCUUUCUUUCAACAAACUUGCUGGAGAGAUACCAAAGGAAUUUGGUCGCUUAUCGUCUUUGAUCGACUUGAAUUUAACAGACAACCAGAUUUCAGGGUAUAUACCACUUGAAAUUGGCAAACUAAUUAAUUUAGAGCAUCUAGACCUCUCAGCAAAUAGGCUAAUUGGAUCAAUCCCAACACAGCUUUGUCAAUGCACCAAACUGUUGUUAUUAAAUGUGAGCAGGAAUUCAUUGAAUGGAAACGUUCCAUCUCAAAUUGGCAAUCUAGUAUCCCUACAAGUUGAAUUGGACCUUAGUCAUAACUUAAUCAGUGGAUUGAUACCACCCCAGCUUGCAAAGUUGAUGAUGUUGGAAAUUUUAAAUCUAUCCCACAAUAUGAUCACAGGCAUGAUACCCCUUUCUCUCGAAGAGAUGGUUAGCUUAGUAUCUCUUGAUUUGUCCUAUAAUGAGUUGGAGGGUGUAGUUCCUAACAAUAGGGUUUUCAAAAAUGCUUCACCUCAAGCAUUUAGAAACAAUAAAGGGUUAUGUGGUGAACUUCAAGGAAAUGUAGAACCGACCAGAAGAAAUCAUGGCAACAUAUUUUCAAUAUGGAAUUUCGAUGGCAAAAUUGCUUAUGAGGACGUUAUUCAAGCAACAGAGGAUUUUGAUUCCAAAUAUUGCAUUGGAACUGGAACUUAUGGAAAUGUUUACAAAGCAACGCUACGUACUGGCCAUGUAGUAGCCUUGAAGAAGUUCCAUCCAGUAGAAGGUGAUGCAAUAGUUAAUGAGGAAAGCUUUGGGAAUGAGAUACGUGUGUUAACAGAAAUAAGGCAUCGACACAUUGUCAAACUUUAUGGAUUUUGCUCUCAUCCACGGUGCAUGUUUCUUGUUUAUGAGUACAUGGAAAAGGGAAGCUUAGAACGUUUCUUGAGUAAUCAGGCAGAGGCUGUGGAGUUCGAUUGGCUGAAAAGAAUAAAUGUCAUCAAAAGUGUGGCCAAUGCUUUGUCUUACGUGCAUCAUGACUGUGUUCCACCAAUAAUUCAUCGGGAUAUUUCAAGCAAAAAUAUAUUGCUGGACUUGGAACUUGAGGCUCGCUUAUCUGAUUUUGGCAUUGCAAGACUUUUAAAGCAAGACUCACCUAAUUGGACGUCACCUAAAGGAACUCAUGGAUAUAUUGCUCCAGAGCUUGCUUACACCAUGGUUUUAACUGAUAAGUGUGAUGUAUAUAGUUUUGGAGUAGUGACAUUAGAAACAAUUAUGGGAAGGCAUCCAAGGGAGCUCAUUUCAUCUUUAACGUCAUUAGUUGGUCAAAAGAUACUAUUAAGGGACAUGUUAGACUCAUGCCUCAGCUUUCCAUCAGAUCAAAAGGUUGCCAAGGAUGUUAUUUCUGUUAUGAGAAUAGCACUUGCAUGCUUACGAAGUCACCCACAAUCCCGCCCAACUAUGCAUCAAGUAUCAAAAGAGCUGCUUGUUCUCUGACCGUCAUUUGUGGAUCAUUUUCAUACAAUCACUAUAGGUGACCUAAAUGAUAUUGAAGUACAAUAAUUGUGAUCGACGUUUCAUUUCACCAACAGGGGACUAAGGCAAUUCAUUUGAGACUGCACUCAAAAUUAAGCAAUAGUUCUCAAGGUCAGCCUUUCGUUAAUUGCAUGAUUUUCAAUCUAGUUUCC
This is a messenger RNA of Telopea speciosissima, 1793 nucleotides long. RefSeq names its product MDIS1-interacting receptor like kinase 2-like. Gene Ontology annotation, molecular function: ATP binding; protein kinase activity; protein binding. Gene Ontology annotation, biological process: protein phosphorylation. The coding region runs from base 1 to 1602 and encodes 533 amino acids. The transcript has 3 exons. Lineage: Eukaryota; Viridiplantae; Streptophyta; Magnoliopsida; Proteales; Proteaceae. The record is from RefSeq and is a predicted model, not a curated record.